AUGCCCGCGGACCGACUGCUCAACACGGUCCUCCAGUACUACCAAGACGUGCACGAUGGUCCCAAGACCGAGCAGAUCAUCGGAACGACGACACAUCUCCUGACCCAGCUCUCGAAUCCAUUGAACCUGGGCGUCCUCACGUCGCAACUUCUCACCGCGCGCGCGAUAUGGCACCGGCCAGACAGACUGCGCACUGCUGUCCGAAUCAUCAGCAUAUACAAUACAGCCGCUUUGCGAGUCUACGAACACGAGCACGAGCACGAGCGCGCUGUUGGCCAGAAGACUCCAGUUCUGCAACCACGCGAGUUUGGAGGUCUACAGUGCGAUGAAUGGACGAGGGCGGUCGUGAAAGGCGCCGACGAGCGCUCGCAACGAUGGAAGCAUCUUCUGGUCCUCACCGGCGUGCUGAUGGGCAUGGAGAACGAGUGUAGGAGGGCACUGUCCCGAUCUCUGCGGAACACCCUCGAAGGAGCGGUCGUGACGGCCGCCAACCUCGCCUUGCAAGACCACCUGUUUGACGGCGGCAUCGCACCAGGGUCCAUCGUCUUGGCGCUGAAUUUCGCGUUCCCGCUACUGUCCGAGCAUCAUCGAGCACAGAUUCACUGCAACUCGCUUCUCCCUCUGACGAUCUGGGCGAUCACCGGCGAGGAGGGCUUCGAUAACGGGUCGUUCCUCGAGCACAUUGGACGCGAAACGACAGAGAGCGUUGGGAGCAUUCUGGAAUGGCCCUCUACGUCGCCCUCUUUCCACCUCAUGCAGAACAUGGCGCAGAAACCUUUGAUGGGCAACCUGGGCCCUCUAUCCAAACUCGCUGGCUUCGCCAUUCUCAAUGCCUCCGACACGCGAGCCGUUUUCGAUGCUCAAGACCAACUGGUGGCAUUUAGUCAGAAGAUCUGGGAAACUUGGUCUCGCUCACUUCUAUGUGAUGUAGAUCCUGCCUUCGAAGGCUCGCGGCUCGGUCAAGAGACCCUUCGCAACACAUGGCCCGCGCUGUGGCAGACCUUCAAAAAACUUCUUUUCGGUGUGUCCUCCAUACUGCAAGCCGUCGUGUCGCGAAGCCUUUUAGAUCCGCACAUGUAUAACGACGUGACUGCGCCGGGGGUUGCCGUCAAGUCCUUGCACAUCCUGCGGAACCUCUACUUCAUCUCGGCGCGCGACGGCAACAGUUCGUUUCAGGUCUAUACGUUUGCGUACAUGACUGCGAUUGAUGUUGUCUCGAGAUACGCAGCUGCCUCUGAGAUCUUCCUCAACGAGAUCAAGCCCAGGGAGUCCUCUCUGCCAACACGCCAGGCACAAAGGAUGCUGGAUCUGUUCUACCUCAACCUUGCCGAGCAUCUUCCCUUGACACUCUCCACGGCCGCGUGUGACGACCUGAUUGUCAAGCCGGCACUGGUAUAUAUAUCGCACGACGGUGCGUUGACGCCCUCCAUGGUGCAGUUGUUCGAGGCUGCUCACAGCGCCGUUUUAUCCGUCAUGUCGUGUCCACAGCACGGUCCCCUGACUAUUCGCAUGGCACCUUUCUACAUCAUCAAGCUAUUCGAAUCCUUCCCGACAUUGAUCUCACCUCGGCAAUUCCGCAUGGCAUUCAAGACCGUCAUGCAGAUUGUGUCUCCGCCGUUCCCCAUCGCCGCACAGGAGCCUCACAUGUCCGAGACAUUACUGGAGAUGCUGUGCAUGCAGAUGGUCAAUGCCGACACAGCACCUCUACCGGAGAACAUUAUGGCGCAGGACCCUGCGUCCCAGGCAUCGGGAGACAACUUGUCGCAACAAAGCGCAAUGGUCUUGGCCUUGAUUGAUUCUCUUCCAUUCCUACCUUUGCCGCUUGUGGAAGAGUGGCUGUCUGGGACAGCCGAGUCACUCCAUGCCAUUGAGGAUCCUCGUCUUCGCGAACCAGUCAAGAAGAGGUUUCUCGAUAUGCUCGUGAGUGGAGAGAUGGACGUCGAGCGAGCGGCCAUUGGCGUGGCCUGGUGGGGGACCAAGGGCGGUCGGGAGAUGGUCCUUCAUGGGCAUGCUCAGAGCAGGCCGGCAAUGAUGCGCGGAGCACUUGUCGGCGAAGAGAAGGCAAGUCGACUGUGA
Molecule: messenger RNA, 2076 nt
Organism: Emericellopsis atlantica
Lineage: Eukaryota; Fungi; Ascomycota; Sordariomycetes; Hypocreales; Bionectriaceae
Exons: 1
Coding region: 1-2076 (691 amino acids)
Source: RefSeq, a predicted model, not a curated record